This is a messenger RNA of Hylaeus volcanicus, 807 nucleotides long. Its product is annotated as ATP synthase mitochondrial F1 complex assembly factor 2-like. The coding region runs from base 1 to 807 and encodes 268 amino acids. The record is from RefSeq and is a predicted model, not a curated record. Gene Ontology annotation, biological process: mitochondrial proton-transporting ATP synthase complex assembly. NCBI's taxonomy places the organism in Eukaryota, Metazoa, Arthropoda, Insecta, Hymenoptera, Colletidae. Gene Ontology annotation, cellular component: mitochondrion. The transcript has a single exon.
AUGUUGAAGCAUUCUUUAAAUUAUUUUGCUCAUGCUGCUAAUUCAUUCCAAAUAGUUUUCAAAGCUCAAUCGCAUACAUCUUCAAAAGAGUUAAAACGUUUUUAUAAACAAGUGACAAUUAAUAAAAUAAAUCAAUGCAACAACUGGGGAAUUUUUUUAGAUGGUAAACCACUAAAGACACCUGGAGGCAAAGUUUUGGCAGUUACUUCCUCAGAAGGUUCUAAGCUUAUAGCAGAUGAAUGGAACAAGCAACAUGAUAUUGUGAACUGUCGUGAAAUGCCUUAUACAUCUUUGGCUAUUCAAGCUCUUGAUUUGAUUGAAUCACAUUCUAAUCUUGUUGAGAAGAAAAUAUUAGAAUAUUUACGCACAGAUUGUUUUCUUAUACGACCUAAAAACUUUCAAGAAUCUCAAAACUUUAUCAAUAAAGACUAUUUAGGAAGCUUGGAACCUCUCCAUUGUAAAAUUCAAAAGUUUUAUAAUCUUAGUGAACCAUUAAAAAUGUCUACUAAUUUGGAAAUCCCUGCACAAAACGUACAGGAUUUAGACAAACUAGCGUAUCAAAUACGAAAACGUAACCAUCUCCAGUUAAGCUGUUUAUUUACAGCGACACAAAUUCUUCAUUCGUAUUUACUUUCAUUAGCCAUGCUGGAUUCAUUAGAAUCCGUCGAUAAGAUUCUAUAUGCAUCCAUGAUUGAAAAUAAAAUGCAACAACAAGUUUGGGGUUCAACAGCCACACAAAAAAAAGAGGAAAAAGAUAUCAAGCAACGGCUUGUUGCAACACACAUGUUUCAUACACAAGUGGCAUGA